AUGCCUGGAGCGGUCAAAGGCCCGCGCACCCUCUACGAUAAGGUCUUGCAAGACCACAUAGUAGAGGAGAAGGAAGAUGGCACCAUCCUGCUGUAUAUCGACAGACAUCUUGUCCACGAAGUCACGUCUCCCCAAGCCUUCGAAGGGCUCAAGAACGCGAAGCGGAAAGUGCGCAGGCCAGACUGCACUCUCGCGACUACAGACCAUAAUGUUCCCACAACCCCCCGCAAGAAUUUCAAAAACGUCGAACAAUUCGUAGAAGAGGCCGACUCGCGACUACAAUGCAUGACUCUCGAAGACAACGUCAAGGACUUCGGUCUCACAUACUUCGGCAUGGGCGACGCGCGGCAAGGCAUCGUACACAUUAUCGGACCGGAGCAGGGCUUCACGCUUCCAGGCACGACGGUCGUGUGCGGCGACAGCCACACCUCCACACACGGCGCUUUCGGCGCAUUGGCUUUUGGUAUCGGGACUAGCGAGGUGGAACACGUUCUCGCGACGCAGACUCUGAUCACGCAGAGGAGUAAGAAUAUGCGUGUGCAGGUGGACGGAGAGCUUGCGCCCGGUGUGAGCAGUAAAGAUAUCAUCCUGCACGUAAUCGGGAAAAUCGGUACCGCGGGAGGUACCGGCGCUGUAAUUGAAUUCUGUGGCUCCGCCAUUCGGGCUCUCAGCAUGGAGGCGCGGAUGUCGAUUUGCAACAUGUCGAUUGAGGGCGGAGCAAGAGCUGGCAUGGUUGCACCGGAUCAGACGACAUUCGAGUACCUGAAAGGGAAGCCCUUAGCACCAAAGGUCGACAGCCCGAUGUGGAAGAAGGCUGUAGCGUAUUGGUCGACGCUCAAGUCUGAUGAGGGUGCGAGCUACGACACCGAAGUCUUUAUAGAUGCCAAAGACAUCGCACCCACAGUGUCAUGGGGCACCUCUCCACAAGACGUUGUACCGAUCACUGGUGUUGUGCCGGGUCCCGACGACUUCCAGGACGAGGCAAGACAACGAGCAUGCGUCAAAUCGCUUGAGUACAUGGGUCUCGAAGCUGGCACACCAAUGCAGGACAUCGUGCUCGACAAGAUCUUCAUCGGCUCCUGCACCAACGCCCGAAUCGAAGAUCUGCGCUCCGCAGCGCGCGUCGUAAAAGGCAAGAAGAUAGCACCGAAUCUCAAGCGCGCAAUGGUCGUGCCCGGCUCUGGCCUUGUAAAGAAACAAGCCGAAUCCGAAGGCCUCGACAAGAUCUUCGUUGACGCUGGCUUCGAAUGGCGGGAAGCAGGCUGCUCGAUGUGCCUAGGCAUGAACCCUGACAUCCUCUCACCAAAGGAGCGUUGCGCCAGCACCUCGAACCGCAACUUCGAAGGCCGACAAGGCGCCGGCGGCCGCACCCAUCUCAUGUCCCCCGUCAUGGCCGCCGCCUGCGCCCUCGUCGGCAAGCUCGCCGACGUGCGCAAAAUCGCCGACUGCAAAGGCUCCGCACAAGCCAAAUCCGCGCCAAAAGUCGAGCUGGACCCGCAAGUCGACGACCCGGAAAGCGACUCCGACCUCAUCGAGAUCAUGGACCUGGACGAGAAGUCGCAGGGCAACACGGUCCCCUCCAAAGCGCCCGCCUCCUCGGCCGGCAUGCCCAAAUUCACACAGCUGAAGGGCAUAGCCGCGCCUAUGGAAGUCUCGAAUAUUGACACCGACGCCAUCAUCCCGAAGCAGUUCCUCAAGACCAUCAAGCGGUCUGGUCUGGGCUCCGCGCUCUUCCACGCCUGGCGCUUCGACUCGGAGACGGGCGAAGAAAUCCCGGAUUUCGUGCUCAACAAGGAGCCCUACCGGCACGCCAAGAUUCUCGUCUGCACUGGCCCGAACUUCGGGUGCGGCAGCUCGCGCGAACACGCGCCGUGGGCGCUGCUCGACUUCGGCAUCACGUGCAUCAUCGCGCCGAGCUUCGGCGACAUCUUCUUCAACAACACCUUCAAGAACGGCAUGCUGCCCGUGCGCAUCACCGACUCAGCCGCGCUGGCUCGGAUAGCAGAUGAGGCGAAGGCCGGGCGGGAGAUCGAGGUUGAUCUCGAAGCGCAAACCAUCAAGGAUGCCGAGGGCAAGGGGCUCGCGACGUUUGAGGUAGAGAGCUUCAGGAGGCAUUGUUUGGUUAAUGGCCUCGAUGAUAUUGGGCUUACGAUGCAGAUGGAGGAUAAGAUCAGGAGGUUUGAGGAGAGGAGGACCAGGGAUACGCCGUGGUUGGAUGGGAGCGGGUAUUUGAAAAGGAAGGGGCCGACGAAGGUUGAGGCUGCGCCGGUGCCGAAGACGAACAGGGGGGAGGUUAAGGAGGAGCCGCUUGAGUGGUGA
Coniosporium apollinis CBS 100218 is the source of this 2319-nucleotide messenger RNA. Its product is annotated as 3-isopropylmalate dehydratase. The record is from RefSeq and is a predicted model, not a curated record. Gene Ontology annotation, molecular function: 4 iron, 4 sulfur cluster binding; 3-isopropylmalate dehydratase activity. Gene Ontology annotation, biological process: L-leucine biosynthetic process. Lineage: Eukaryota; Fungi; Ascomycota; Dothideomycetes. The transcript is spliced from 4 exons. Gene Ontology annotation, cellular component: 3-isopropylmalate dehydratase complex. The coding region runs from base 1 to 2319 and encodes 772 amino acids.